AUGCCCGUUGUUGAUAUUGAUAUUGAUCACCGAGUUGUUUUAGUUAUGGAAUCUAACUUUGAAAUUAAGGAAGAAUUUGUUGAAAGUGAUCAAAGACUCAUAGAGAAUCAGCUAUCUACAUCAACUGAUCCUGGAGACUUAAAGAAUGGACCACAAGGAAACUCAGCUAGGGCUGUAAAAACUGAAAUUAAGGAUGAGUUUGUUGAAGAUGAUCCAAGAUAUGUAGAGAGUCAAAUAUCCACCUCCCUUGAUAUGACAGACUUGAAGAAUGAACCAGAUGACUAUAGCUCAGAUAAGGCUAUAAAAUCUGAAAUAAAGGAAGAGUUUGUUGAAGAUGAUCCAAGAUAUCUAGAGAGUCAAAUAUCCACCUCCCUUGAUAUGAGAGACUUGAAGAAUGAACCAGAUGACUAUAACUCAGAUAAGGCUGUAAAAUCUGAAAUAAAGGAAGAGUUUGUUGAAGAUGAUCCAAGAUAUAUAGAGAGUCAGCUAUCCACCUCUCUUGAUCUUGGAGACUUAAAGAAUGAAGAUACCUCAGUUAUGGAAUCUAACUUUGAAAUUAAGGAAGAAUUUGUUGAAAGUGAUCAAAGACUCAUAGAGAAUCAGCUAUCUACAUCAACUGAUCCUGGAGACUUAAAGAAUGGACCACAAGGAAACUCAGCUAGGGCUGUAAAAACUGAAAUUAAGGAUGAGUUUGUUGAAGAUGAUCCAAGAUAUGUAGAGAGUCAAAUAUCCACCUCCCUUGAUAUGACAGACUUGAAGAAUGAACCAGAUGACUAUAGCUCAGAUAAGGCUAUAAAAUCUGAAAUAAAGGAAGAGUUUGUUGAAGAUGAUCCAAGAUAUCUAGAGAGUCAAAUAUCCACCUCCCUUGAUAUGAGAGACUUGAAGAAUGAACCAGAUGACUAUAACUCAGAUAAGGCUGUAAAAUCUGAAAUAAAGGAAGAGUUUGUUGAAGAUGAUCCAAGAUAUAUAGAGAGUCAGCUAUCCACCUCUCUUGAUCUUGGAGACUUAAAAAAUGAAGAUACCUCAGGUACUCUAGUUACUAAGAAUAUAAUUUACCUCUUUGGUUCAACAACGACAUCUUCAUUAUUUGGUCAACAGCCAACUGCACCAGCUCCUAGCUUGUUCGGCACUGCAACUUCAGGAACCAGUGGCUUUGGAACUGGAACCAGUUUGUUUGGUUCGACAACAACUACAUCAGCGCCAUCCUUGUUUGGAACUGGUUUUGGAUCCACUACAACCACCGGAGGAUUUGGAGGCUUUGGAGGCACAACUUCGACUUUUGGAGGCUUUGGACAACAAGCGCAGACGUCAUUUUUUGGUAAACCUGCUGUUCCACCGGCUGCACCUCAACAAGUUCCCCCUUCGAAGAAUCAACAAGUUCUAGCUUCUGUCUACUCAAUUAAUGUUUUUAACGACGAAAGGGACGACAUUCUUAAAAAAUGGAACAUGCUACAAGCUUGUUGGGGAACAGGGAAAGGCUACUACAACGGCCAACUGCCGCCCAUUGAAUACGAUACUCAAAGCCCAUUUUACAGAUUCAAAGCGAUGGGUUAUAAUGUCAUUCCAGAGCAUGAUAAUACGGACGGCAUUGUCAAAUUGGUUUUUAAUAAGAAAAUCGACGAAAUGAAAACACAGUCAGAAGUCCUUAAAAAUGGCAUAAGCGGAAUAUUGGGAAAUAAACCAAACUUAGUAGUUGAAAUUAACCAAAUACGAGCUCUAUCUGCUAAUCAGACGGAAGUGAGAAUAGUGGUACAAGAAAAAGGUGUUACAGGCACCAGCAGAAAAAUCCCUGCAUCAGAUCUGGCAAACUUCUUAAAUCAACCAAUGCCAAAACAACAACUCUCUACCGUAAUGGUUACGUCAAUUACUCCAUAUGUAACUCCAUCCAAAGCUGAGUUGGAAGAGUAUUUAAAGAAUCCUCCAUCAGGCACUGAUUUGCAGAUGUGGCGGGCUGCCAUUGACGACAAUCCGGAUCCCAAGAAAUACAUCCCAGUGCCUGUAAAUGGGUUUUCUACACUCAGAUCUAGGUUGCUUAACCAGGAACAUCAAACAGGAUUACAUCAGGCGUUUCUCGACAAAGUGAAUAAAGAAAUUACUGAUUUGAAAAUUAGACAUUCUGCGUCUGUGGCAAAAAGUAACGAACUCAAAUCUAAAUUUUAUGAGCUACAGCAUAGAAUAUUAAGGAUUUUGGUCAAGCAGGAAUGUACUCGUAAAGUAGGUGUUGCCAUUUUACCAGAGGAGGAAAUUUUACGAGGUAGACUCGAAACCAUGUAUCAGCUGUUACACAAUCCCAAACAGUUCAAGAUAUCUGAUCACGAAAGCAGUCACACUGAGUCAGUACUCUCAGCGUUAGGUGAAGAAAAUACAGACUUCCAAAUAUCUGGUCCUUCCGUACUAUCAGCAGAUACUUCCACUUAUAGUAAAACGCCAUCUGGUUGCAGGCAACGUGGGCGAAAAUCAAAUCCUAGAGAUGAUCUUUUAAUUACAAUUAAUGAGAAGUUAAACCGGUCAAAAGCAGAUGGGCAUGAAAAGGAUAUUACGGUUUAUGGAGAAAAUGUUGCUAAGAAAUUAAGGGUUCUCUUAGAACAUUUAACCCUAGAUUACCGGAAAUUCGUAAAUUUUACGAUCCGCAUAUUUCUUUAA
Diabrotica balteata is the source of this 2643-nucleotide messenger RNA. The record is from the annotation of a GenBank genome assembly. NCBI's taxonomy places the organism in Eukaryota, Metazoa, Arthropoda, Insecta, Coleoptera, Chrysomelidae.